Messenger RNA from Plasmodium vinckei vinckei, 657 nucleotides. RefSeq names its product coatomer subunit zeta, putative. NCBI's taxonomy places the organism in Eukaryota, Apicomplexa, Aconoidasida, Haemosporida, Plasmodiidae. The transcript has a single exon. Bases 1 to 657 code for a protein of 218 amino acids. Gene Ontology annotation, cellular component: COPI vesicle coat. Gene Ontology annotation, biological process: intra-Golgi vesicle-mediated transport; retrograde vesicle-mediated transport, Golgi to endoplasmic reticulum; intracellular protein transport. The record is from RefSeq and is a predicted model, not a curated record.
AUGAAGGGAGUAUCGAUAAAACAACUUGAUGCUAUAAUAAUGCUGGAUGAGGAUGGGAAAAGAAUUGCAGUAAAGUAUUAUACAAAUGUGUUAGAGAAUAAAGAUGAGAGUAAAAAUCGAAAUCAAUAUGGAAGUAAUCUAAUGAAUAGUAAUCAAUUAUAUAGUAAAGAAAAUAUAAAUAGUUUUUAUGAAGAAACAUAUAAUGAUUUAAAGACAGUAGAUAAUCAAAAACAAUUUGAACAUGAUCUAGUUGAUAAAAUUAAAAAGAUGUCAUCUUUAAUAAAUGAAAUAGAAAUCUUAGUAUCAAAUCAAUAUAUUAUAUUAUGCUUACCAAUAAAUGAUAUAUAUAUAUUUAUUGUUGGAGAUGAAAAUUGUAAUGAACUUGUUUUAUAUGAAGUUAUGAAGGCAAUUCAAGAUUCUUUAAAUAAUAUUACUAAUAAUAAUAUUGGAAAAAAACAAUUAAUAGAUAAAUUAGAUUCUGUUUUUUUACUUUUAGAUGAAAUUAUUGAUAAUGGUAUUAUUAUGGAAACUAAUUCAAAUAUUAUAGUAAAUAGAUUAUACAUGAAUGAAGGAGAUAUACAAGAUCUAACUUCAUUAAAUCAAGCAAUAUCUUCAGCAAAGGAUAAUAUAAUUAGAAGUUUAUUAAGCGGUGCAUAA